Messenger RNA from Cuscuta campestris, 6019 nucleotides. The record is from the annotation of a GenBank genome assembly. Lineage: Eukaryota; Viridiplantae; Streptophyta; Magnoliopsida; Solanales; Convolvulaceae.
CGUGGCCUUUGGUGAAACUGUAACUCCUUUCAUCUUCUUCGUUCAGCUCUAAAACUAGGCCGGAAAGGCCUCGCCUUUUUCCCACUCUUUCCCUAUUUUCCCGUCGCUUUAAGCCCGUAUAUACCCACUUUUCACGCUGGAACAAAGAGAUAGAUACCGCCUUUCUUGGUUGUGUAUCUAUACGUCAACGUAUAGAUAUAGAUUCUUGCUUCUUCACUGUUCACGAGGUCAACAGUUUGUUUGAAUUUUUGUUGAGAUAAGGUUCUCGGGUCCGGCCGGGAAGAGAAUGCGAUGAGUCUACGGCAGCGUCCGCAGGUGAGCCGCGGCCGCGAGCAGGAGCACGCUCCGCCGCAGCCGCAGCCGCAGCCGCCUUAUGAGCCGUUCAACAUCAUUCCGAUUCACAACCUUCUGGCGGAACACCCGUCGCUCCGGUACCCGGAGGUGCGUGCGGCCGCCGGCGCCCUGCGCUUCGUCGGAGACCUCCGGAAGCCGCCGUUCGUGCAGUGGCGGGAGUCUCAUGACCUAAUGGACUGGCUGGGGCUGUUCUUCGGCUUCCAAGACGACAACGUGAAGAACCAGAGGGAGCACCUGGUUCUGCACUUGGCCAACUCCCAAAUGCGCCUCCACCCGCCGCCCACCGCCCUGGACCGCCUUGACCCCCACGUUCUCCGCACCUUCCGCCAGAAGCUCCUCAAAAACUACACCUCCUGGUGCUCCUUCCACCGCCAAAAGUCCCAAAUCCGACUCCCUAGGACAAAGAAGCAAGGUAUUGAGAUGCUCCGCCGCGAGCUGUUGUAUGUGAUUCUCUAUUUCUUGAUUUGGGGCGAAGCCGCAAAUCUCCGUUUCGCCCCUGAAUGUUUAUGCUAUAUAUACCAUCACAUGUCUAUGGAACUUAAUUACAUUCUUGAUGGCCACAUUGAUGAGAACACAAGACAACCUUAUAUUCCUUGGACUUGUAAGCAAUUUGGGUUCUUAGAUGGUGUGGUCACACCUAUAUAUAGUGCAAUUAAGGGUGAGGUUGAGAGGAGUAGAAAUGGGACUGCCCCACAUUCAGCGUGGCGAAACUAUGACGACAUAAAUGAGUAUUUUUGGAGCAGACGAUGCUUCAAGAGGCUGAAAUGGCCUCUUGAUCCGUCGUGCAGUUUUUUCGGUCAUGGCGAUGAGCAUAGAGUGGGGAAGACAGGGUUUGUGGAGCAAAGGACAUUUUGGAGUCUGUUUAGGAGCUUUGACAGGCUCUGGGCUCUGUUGAUAUUGUUUUUCCAGGCUGCUUGUAUUGUCGCUUGGGAAGGAACAGAUUACCCGUGGCAAGUUCUGGAAAGAAGGGACACGCAGGUGAAGUUGCUUUCUGUGUUCAUAACAUGGGCUGGCUUGAGGUUCAUACAGUCGAUUCUUGAUGCUGGAACUCAGUAUAGUUUGGUUUCCAAGGAGACUGUGUGGAUUUGUGUGAGGAUGGUGUUGAAGAGUCUUGUUUCCGUUACUUGGACCGUUAUGUUUGGGGUGCUCUAUGGAAGAAUAUGGAGCCAGAAGAAUUCUGAUGGGAGAUGGUCCGAUGAGGCCAACGAAAGAAUUGUUUUCUUUCUAAAGACUGCGCUUGUGUUUAUCACUCCGGAGGUUCUUGCCCUUGUUCUUUUUGUUCUUCCGUGGGUCCGGAACCUUCUAGAAGAAGCAAACUUUCGGUUUAUGUACUUGAUAACGUGGUGGUUUUACAGCCACAUAUAUGUUGGCCGUGGACUCAGGGAAGGGAUCAUCAACAACUUUAAGUACACACUGUUCUGGAUUGCAGUGCUGGCUUCAAAGUUCUCCUUCAGUUAUGUCUUUCAGAUCAAGCCACUAGUCGCACCAACUAGGGCUCUCUUGAGUCUCAACAACCAACCCAUAACGUACAAGUGGCACGAGUUCUUCGGCAGCACGAACGAAAUCGCGGUCGUGAUGUUGUGGGCCCCGGUCGUUUUGAUAUAUCUUGUGGAUUUGCAGAUUUGGUACACGGUCUUUGCUUCCAUUGUUGGGGGAACGAUAGGACUGUUCUCCCACAUUGGUGAGAUUCGCAACAUAAAACAGCUUAGGCUCAGGUUCCAAUUCUUUGCAAGUGCAUUGCAGUUCAAUUUGAUGGCUGAGGACCAGAUGAUUAACGCCAAGGUGUCACUUGUCCACAAGUUGAGGGAUGCUGUCCAUAGACUGAAACUUAGGUAUGGCCUAGGACAGCCGUUCAAGAAGAUUGAGUCGAGCGAGGUCGAAGCCACAAAGUUUGCCUUGAUAUGGAAUGAGAUUGUGAUAUCCAUGAGGGAAGAAGACAUCCUCAGUGAUCAAGAGAUGGAGCUGCUUGAGCUGCCACAAAACUGCUGGGAUAUUAAGGUUAUCCGUUGGCCGUGUUUUCUCCUCUGCAACGAACUGCUUCUUGCUCUCAGCCAUGCAAAAGAGUUGGGGGAUGCGCCCGAUCAGUGGGUCUGGUUCAGGCUGUGCAAGUAUGAAUACAGACGGUGUGCUGUGGUAGAGGCUUAUGAUAGCAUCAAAUUCGUUCUUCUGGUGCUCAUCAAGUAUGGAACAGAAGAGCACUCCAUAGUCACAAAGCUGUUCAAGGACAUUGAUGAUUCCAUCAUCUCUGAACGGUUCACAAAGGUAUACAAGACAACCGUUCUGCCUCAGAUUCAUGAAAAGUUGGCAUCUCUAAUUGAGCUACUGCUCUUGCCAAACCAGGACAUGUGUAAGGUUGUGAAUGAACUACAAGCAAUAUAUGAACUUUCGGUCCGAGAAUUUCCAAGAGUAAAGAAGCCCAUAGCACAGUUGAUACAAGAAGGCCUCGCACCUCGAAAUCCGGACCCCACCACCACUGGGCUUCUGUUUGAAAAUGCCAUCAGUCUCCCAGACACUAGAGAUGUUUUCUUUUUCAAGCAACUACGGCGAUUGCGUACGAUUUUCACCUCCAGAGACUCAAUGCAUAAUGUCCCAAGAAACAUGGAAGCCAGACGGCGCAUUGCUUUCUUCUGUAACUCACUCUUCAUGAACAUACCGCGCGCCAUCCAAAUUGAGAAGAUGAUGGCCUUUAGUGUCUUGACUCCUUACUAUGAUGAAGAAGUGAUAUAUGGAAAAGAAAGCCUCCGGAGCCAAAACGAAGACGGCAUCUCUACCAUAUUCUAUCUUCAGAAGAUUUAUGAAGAUGAGUGGAUGAACUUUUUAGAACGGAUGCGUGGGGAAGGAAUGAAGGAUGAGAGUGAGAUAUGGAGUACCAAAGUAAGGGAACUUCGCCUCUGGGCAUCAUACAGGGGCCAGACAUUGUCCCGUACGGUUAGAGGAAUGAUGUAUUAUUACAGGGCUCUAAAGAUGCUUUCUUUCCUUGACUCUGCUUCUGAGGUGGAUGUGAGACGUAAUGGGUCUCUGGAAGCUUCCGGAAGUCCGGGUGCUCCUCAGAAUCUCCCCAGAGCAAGUAGUAGCAGUGUGACGCUUCUCUUUAAAGGGCGCGAGUUAGGGGACGCGCUGAUGAAGUUCACUUAUGUGCUGACCUGUCAAGUCUAUGGGAUUCAGAAGUGCAAGGGGGACCCGCGUGCCGAGGAGAUAUCUUACUUGAUGAGGAAUAACGAGGCACUUCGCGUUGCUUAUGUGGAUGAGGUCCACUUGGGGAGAGAUGGGGUGGAGUAUUAUUCUGUCUUGGUGAAGUAUGAUCAGAUGUUGAAGAAAGAAGUUGAGAUCUACCGCAUUAAGUUGCCCGGUCCAUUGAAACUUGGGGAGGGCAAGCCGGAGAAUCAAAACCAUGCCAUUAUCUUCACCAGAGGUGAUGCCGUUCAGACGAUUGAUAUGAAUCAAGAUAGCUACUUUGAGGAGGCACUCAAGAUGAGAAAUCUAUUGGAGGAGUUCAAAGUCCACCACGGGAUCAGGAAACCCACCAUUCUUGGGGUCCGCGAAAACAUCUUCACCGGCUCAGUCUCAUCCCUUGCUUGGUUCAUGUCUGCUCAGGAAACCAGUUUUGUGACUCUUGGGCAGCGGGUCCUGGCUAACCCUCUUAAGGUACGCAUGCACUAUGGCCAUCCAGACGUCUUUGACAGGUUUUGGUUCUUGACGCGCGGUGGCAUCAGCAAGGCUUCAAGGGUAAUCAAUAUUAGCGAGGAUAUAUUCGCGGGGUUCAAUUGCACCCUCAGAGGUGGGAAUGUGACUCACCAUGAGUACAUACAGGUUGGUAAAGGGAGGGAUGUUGGGCUGAAUCAGAUUUCCAUGUUUGAGGCUAAAGUUGCUAGUGGCAAUGGCGAACAAGUUCUUAGCAGAGAUGUGUACCGGUUAGGGCACAGACUCGAUUUCUUUCGCAUGCUUUCUUUCUUCUACACAACGGUGGGCUUCUUCUUCAACAACAUGAUGGUGGUGAUUAUGGUGUACGCGUUCCUGUGGGGCCGUCUCUAUCUUGCCCUGAGCGGCGUCGAAGAUAGCGCCGCGAGGAGCCAUGCCACCAACAACAAAGCCCUUGGGACAAUUGUGAACCAACAGUUUGUGGUCCAAAUCGGCGCGUUCACUGCCCUUCCCAUGAUCGUGGAGAACUCUCUAGAACACGGAUUCCUCUCGGCCGUCUGGGAUUUCCUGACAAUGCAGUUGCAGCUCUCAUCCCUUUUCUACACUUUCUCAAUGGGAACUCGCGCCCACUUCUUCGGCCGCACCAUUCUGCACGGCGGCGCAAAGUACCGAGCCACCGGCCGCGGAUUCGUCGUCCAGCACAAAAACUUCGCCGAAAACUACAGAUUGUACGCGCGCAGCCACUUUGUGAAGGGGAUUGAACUCGGCGUCAUUCUCGUAGUGUAUUAUGCUUCAAACAGUCCCUUGGCCAGGGACACUUUCGUCUAUAUAGCCAUGACCAUCUCAAGCUGGUUCCUUGUGGUGUCGUGGAUCAUGGCCCCCUUUGUCUUCAACCCCACAGGGUUCGACUGGCUGAACACCGUGUAUGACUUUGAAGAUUUCAUGAACUGGAUUUGGUAUAACCGCGGAGUGUUUGCAAAGGCAGACCAGAGCUGGGAGACAUGGUGGUACGAGGAGCAAGACCACUUGAGAACAACUGGGCUCUGGGGAAAGCUGCUGGAAAUCAUCUUAGACCUUCGCUUCUUCUUCUUCCAGUAUGGGGUGGUGUACCAACUCAAGAUCACUGGCGGUAGGACCAGCAUUUCUGUUUACUUGCUGUCUUGGAUCUUCAUGUUCGCAGCUCUCGUGAUUUAUGUCUCCAUUGCAUAUGCAAAGGAAAAAUAUGCCAUGAACCAGCACAUUUACUACCGGUUGGUGCAAUUGCUGGUCAUCAUGCUCACUCUACUGCUCAUUGUUUUGCUGCUAAAGUUCACGCCGUUUGAGGCUCUCGACUUCAUAAGCAGCUUGCUGGCGUUCAUACCCACGGGUUGGGGAAUCAUCCAGAUCGCCCUCGUUCUCAGGCCGUUUCUGGAGACCAGUGUGGUUUGGAAGACCGUUGUGUCCUUGGCCCGUCUCUACGACAUGAUAUUUGGAUUGAUUGUCAUGGCUCCUCUGGCAUUCCUGUCAUGGAUGCCUGGAUUUCAAGCCAUGCAGACAAGGAUUCUGUUCAAUGAGGCCUUCAGCAGGGGCCUUCAGAUCUCCAGGAUUCUCACCGGCAAAUCUUUCUAGAGUCUCUCAGGACGAGCUCCAUGUUGUCCUGUGUCCUGAAUCUCACUGCCAGAAUACCGCGAAAAGGUUCACAGGUUAUGAGGGGUAGAUGAUGAUGCUUCUGAUGAUGAUGAUGAUGAUGAUGAUGAAGGUGAAUCUUACUUUGUGUGGGAUGGCAUGGAUGAUUGAUGAUCUCUUCAAGAUGAUGAUGAUGAUGAUGCACUUUCUACUCCAUUUUUGCCCGUGCAUGAAUCCCAAGUUCUGAAUCCAGAUUAUUUUUUUAAUAAAUAUUUAUUUAUUGUUUAAGAUGAUGAUGAUCUUAGAGAGCAGCAUUUGUAAAAAUGUAGUGAGUGGUAGUAUUAGUACGGAGUAUAUUAGUAGCCUGGGGAAUUUUAGAAUCCCAAUAUUUUUUCCUCUCAUUCCUCUGAUGUUUUGUUUU